This is a messenger RNA of Owenia fusiformis, 1009 nucleotides long. The record is from the annotation of a GenBank genome assembly. Lineage: Eukaryota; Metazoa; Annelida; Polychaeta; Sabellida; Oweniidae.
UUAUUUGAUGUGAUAAACUCCAUGAGAGUGGUAUUUUUAAAACCCCAAAAAAGCUAGUAAUGGAAUUGUUGUUUACAUUUGUUUCUCUCUGCAUCAUUGUGGUGCAUGGCAGAGUGCUAUGGAGACAACCGGCCUGGAACCCAAGAGACAUUCCUGGUAGAAACUGGGGUACGGUGAGGUGGAACUGGGGAAGAGGAUCUACUAUACAAGUGGUAUCCAAUCCAUCGGGCAAUGGCCCAGUACUGCGGGCUUUCUACCCCCAGAAUAGCUAUGUAGGAAACCCAGACAGAUCCAUGAGAGGCGGUGGAUCAUUUAAGUCUAGACCAAUUAGACCUGGAACAUCAAGAACACUUUCUUAUGACAUAUACUUUGCACCAAAUUUUGACUUUGUGAGAGGAGGGAAGAUUCCUGGCCUAUGGGGAGGCCAGGGAAUGUGUAAUGGUGGUGUAGUGGAUCACAGAUGUUUCUCUACAAGGUUCAUGUGGCGUGCCAAUGGAACUGGAGAGGUCUACCUCUAUAGUCCUACUUCUCAAAAGCCUGACUUUUGCUCAAGGCCAAACAUAUACUGUAAUUUUCAAUACGGACAUGGCCUUGGAAGGGGAGCCUUCAGAUUCCAGAGGGGAAGAUGGCACAAGCUACAGCAAUUCAUUAAACUCAACACUCCCGGGAAGUUCGAUGGGAUUGCUAAGAUUUUCCUCGAUGGCAGGAAGGUUUUCCAGAUUAACGAUUUAAGCUUCCGGAACAAUACCAAUGUUUGGAUCGACACAUUAUGGUUUGGUACAUCCUUUGGUGGCCAAUACAAUGCUAGAAGUACGAGAGAUACAUAUGCGUACUUCAACAACUUUGAGCUGUGGGACCACUCACCUAUUGGAUAGAGAAGGGUGUUCAUGUAAACAUGUUCUUCAUGCUCUUGGAUACUGUAUAUGGUCGAUGAUUUUAUUUCAUUUUUUCUUGUAUCAAAACUUGGUCAAUAACCUAUAAUAAAUUUGCUCUAUGGUAUAUUUCAAAA